Molecule: messenger RNA, 1290 nt
Organism: Coniosporium apollinis CBS 100218
Lineage: Eukaryota; Fungi; Ascomycota; Dothideomycetes
Exons: 3
Coding region: 1-1290 (429 amino acids)
Source: RefSeq, a predicted model, not a curated record
AUGUCUAUACAACAAGUCCAGUCACGCGGCAUAUAUCAUGGCCUGCCAGUGUUUCCAGACGACAUAGAAGGCCUCACAGCAAUAAUCACGGGCGCCAACGGCAUCUCUGGCCAACACAUGCUGCGUGUCCUCGCGCAAUCUCCGGAGCGCUGGUCAAAGAUAUACUGCCUUUCUCGCCGGCCGCCAGCAAUACCGGGUGGUUUGCCAUCAAACGCCAAACACAUCCCAUUGGACUUCCUAAAAGAGCCCCAAGAGAUUGCCGACGUUCUGAAAAAAGAAGACGUCAAGGCUGACUAUGUCUUCUUCUACUCUUACAUCCAAGUCGAGCCGAAGGAAGGCCAGGGGUUGUGGUCGAAUGCGGAGGAGAUGUGCGAAGUAAACACCAAGCUGCUCCGUAACUUCCUCGAAGCGCUGCCGUUGGCGUCGGUCAAGCCUCGCCGCAUCAUGCUGCAGACGGGCGCGAAGCACUACGGCUUGCAUCUAGGCCCUACGUCAGUGCCACAGGAAGAGACUGACCCGCGAGUCCUCAUUGAGCCGAACUUCUAUUAUCCCCAAGAGGACCUCCUAUUCGACUACUGCAAGCAGCACGGCAUCGGCUGGAAUGUUGCACGGCCGUCGUUCAUCCUCGGCGCAGUUCCAGACGCUGCCAUGAAUGUCUGCUAUCCGCUCGCUGUGUACGCAUCGGUGUGCAAACACAUGGGUCAACCCCUGGAUUUCCCAUAUGAUCUGCAUUCCUGGGAGACACCGCAGGAUCAGAGUAGUGCGAUGAUGAACGGUUACCUCGAAGAGUGGGCCGUCCUGACUGAUGCCGCCGAGAAUGAAGCCUUCAAUGCUUGCGAUGUCAGCGCGUUCACUUGGGGGAAGUUCUGGCAGAAGAUGGCGGGUUGGUAUGGCAUCGAGUAUAAGAGACCGGAUCCUGAUGCCGAGUACCGCGAGUUCACGGUACCGAGGAAAGAGACACCUCGAGGCUUCGGACCGCAGUCCACCGUCCGCAGCACAUUCUCCUUCGUCGAAUGGGCGAACCGCCCGGAGGUGCAAAAAGCAUGGACCGAACUGGCCGAGGAGCAUGACCUCGUCGAGAAGAAGUUCAGAGACAUUGAGCGCAUCUUCUCGUUCACAGACGCGGCCGUCUCAAAUGGAAUCAUGAUGAAUUUUAGCAUGGACAAAGCCCAUAGACUUGGGUUCCACGGUUCGGUUAGCUCUUCGCAGUGUAUCCUGGAGGUGUUCAAUGACUUCGCGAAGCUGAAAAUGAUCCCGCCGGUACCCAUGGUGGAUGUUAGAUUUGUUUAG